AUGCACAGAGACGCCUGGCUACCUCGCCCGUCCUUCUGUUUCACUGGGCUCAGUCUGUUUUUCUCUCUGGUGCCAUCAGCGUCAAGCAUGGAGGUCACCGUUCCCCUGAAUCUCAAUGUCCUUAAUGGCACUACUGUCCGCCUAGCCUGCACCUUUAACUCUUGCUACACAGUGAACAAUAAACAAUUCUCCCUGAAUUGGACCUACCAAGAGUGUGGGAACUGCACUGAGGAGAUGUUUCUCCAAUUCCGGAUGAAAAUCAUUAACCUGAAACCAAAUCGUUUUGGGGAUCGAGUUGAAUUCACAGGGAAUCCCAGCAAGUAUGAUGUGUCUGUGACUCUGAAUAAUGUACAGUUGGAAGAUGAGGGCACUUACAACUGCUAUGUCAUGAACCCACCUGACCGUCACCGAGGUCAAGGCAAAAUCUACCUACAGGUCCUAACACAAGUGCCCCCUGAACGUGACUCAACGGUAGCUGUGAUCGUGGGUGCCUCAGUGGGUGGUUUCUUGGCUGUUGUCAUCCUGGCACUGAUGGUGGUCAAAUGUGUGAGGAGGAAACAGGAGCAGAAGCUGAACGCAGAUGACCUGAAGACAGAAGAGGAGUGUAAGACAGAUGGGGAGGGCAACCCAGAAGAUGGUACCAAGUAA
Gracilinanus agilis (Agile Gracile Mouse Opossum) is the source of this 648-nucleotide messenger RNA. RefSeq names its product sodium voltage-gated channel beta subunit 2 (gene SCN2B). Gene Ontology annotation, cellular component: membrane. NCBI's taxonomy places the organism in Eukaryota, Metazoa, Chordata, Mammalia, Didelphimorphia, Didelphidae. The record is from RefSeq and is a predicted model, not a curated record. The transcript is spliced from 4 exons. Bases 1 to 648 code for a protein of 215 amino acids.